AUGUUGAAAAACCAUUUUAUUUGUUACCUACAGGUUAUUGUUGUGGCUUUUAAGAACCGAAAGUUGUCACUGCCGGAGUCACAUGGAGAACUAUAUGAAAUCAGUGAUAAAGAUGCUACAACAGAAAAGAUUGCCCACACCAACCAAAUGAGGUUUCUAGACAAAGCGGCAAUUAUCCAAGAAAACUCAAAACCCGAAGCAUGGAAAGUGUGCACAGUGACACAAGUUGAAGAGGUGAAGAUCCUAACAAGAAUGUUACCGAUAGUAGCCAGUACCAUUAUACUGAACACUUGUAUGGCACAGCUUCAAACAUUCUCAGUUCAACAAGGGAAUAUAAUGAACCUGAAACUUGGGUCCCUCACAGUGCCUGCACCAUCCAUUCCCGUUAUCCCCCUUGUCUUCAUAAGUGUCCUAGUUCCAUUGUAUGAAUUAUUUUUUGUGCCAAUUGCAAGAAAAAUCACUCACCACCCUUCAGGCAUAACACAGCUCCAAAGGGUAGGGGUGGGGUUGGUACUCUCAGCAAUAUCAAUGGCAGUGGCUGGGGUUGUGGAAGUGAAAAGAAGGGACCAAGGAAGGAAAGACCCUUCUAGGCCUAUAAGCCUAUUUUGGCUUUCAUUUCAGUAUGGUAUAUUUGGCAUUGCGGAUAUGUUCACCCUUGUGGGAUUAUUGGAAUUCUUUUACAGGGAAUCACCUGCUAACAUGAAAUCACUUUCAACCUCUUUCACGUGGUUGUCUACAGCUCUUGGUUACUUCUUGAGCACAGUCUUUGUCAAUGUCAUCAAUGCUGUCACCAAAAGGAUCACUCCAAGCAAACAAGGGUGGUUGCAUGGCUUCGACUUGAACCAAAACAACCUUAACUUGUUCUAUUGGUUCCUAGCCACCCUCAGUUGCCUUAACUUUUUUAACUACCUCUAUUGGGCCUCAAAAUACAAGUACAAAUGUGAAGACUCCGGUCCAGGUUUUAAGGCUUUGGGUGAAAUGCCUCUCAAAAGGGUUGAGAGAAAAGAAGAUUACGGCAGUGAUAGAGAAUGA
Molecule: messenger RNA, 1032 nt
Organism: Vigna umbellata (rice bean)
Lineage: Eukaryota; Viridiplantae; Streptophyta; Magnoliopsida; Fabales; Fabaceae
Source: RefSeq, a predicted model, not a curated record